UGAACAACUUGAUUUUAUUUAAUUUUAAAAGGACAAAAAGAGAGUGAAAAUUGUAAAUUUUAAGCGACGAUCUCAAUCUCUCUGAAGUUUGAACAAUUUGAUUUUUCUCUCUCAAGGGAAUCUAAAUUCGGGGAUUUCUACAUUUUCCCGCUUCUGAGGUCAGAUCGAGCGAUGAACGGCGCAUCUCCAGCUCAUUCUUCGGUUUCGACGACCGCCGUAGCUGGAGGCGGUGGAAGCAGGGGCGCCGCCGCUGGCCUAGACGAUUGCCAUUUUCCGCCGGACAUUCCAUCUAUGCAGGAGCGAAAAGACGAAGCCAUGCGCGUAUUGAAAACUGAUUUGAUGGCUGAGCUUGACAAAGAGGCUAAAUCCUUGGAGGAAGACAGUAACUUUCUGAAGAAAGAAGGUGAAGCUGUGGUGAAAUCAAGCAUUGUUCAGCUGCCCAGAUGAUCAGAUUCAAGUAAGACAAUUUUCAGAACAGUGGUCGUAUGUUUUUGAUGAUAGGAUAAUGUUUCGAUUGAUGGUGUUUGUCACAGACGUUGGCUUUGUUGUUUUCCUCCCUUUUCUACGAAUACUAAUGUUUUUCUUUUGUUAAUAGUCACUGGUUUUAGAACUGUAGCUAUUUCAAUGGUAUUAAUAGUAGUAAAAAGGUGAAGAGAUCAUUAUUCUUUUAACGAGCCUAUUAUAUAUAUAACAACAUUAACUGAAA
This is a messenger RNA of Thlaspi arvense, 706 nucleotides long. The record is from the annotation of a GenBank genome assembly. Lineage: Eukaryota; Viridiplantae; Streptophyta; Magnoliopsida; Brassicales; Brassicaceae.